Molecule: messenger RNA, 1254 nt
Organism: Fragaria vesca subsp. vesca
Lineage: Eukaryota; Viridiplantae; Streptophyta; Magnoliopsida; Rosales; Rosaceae
Product: pentatricopeptide repeat-containing protein At3g13160, mitochondrial-like
Exons: 1
Coding region: 37-1173 (378 amino acids)
Cellular component (GO): chloroplast
Molecular function (GO): protein binding
Source: RefSeq, a predicted model, not a curated record
ACCCAAAACCCCACAGCGCCCACUCCUCCCAAAACGAUGUCGUUUUGCCGCCUCAUCCGCCGCGCAUUUUCCACCGCCACCCAGCCCAAACCCAAGAGCAUCAGAGCCAUCUCCGAAGACCUCUACAGAGAACGCAACCUCAAACGCCUCGUCCACAAGUUCAAAGAGUCCUCAGAGAUCUACCGCUUCCGAACCAAAAGCCCCAUUUACGAAGAAACUGUCCGCCGCCUCGCCACCGCCAAGCGCUUCAAUGCCAUCGAAGAAAUGCUGGAGCACCAGAAGAAGUACCCGGAUUUCGCCGACGAGGGUUUCGCCGUUAGAAUCCUUUCCCUUUAUGGAAAGGCCGGGAUGUUCGAUAAUGCCCAGAAGGUGUUCGACGAAAUGCCUGACAGAAACUGCGUGCGCACCGUGCUGUCCUUCAACGCGCUUAUGGGCGCGUGCGUGAACUCCAAGAGGUUUGAUAUGGCUGAGAAGAUAUUUAAGGAGGUGCCGGAGAAGUUGUCUGUUGAGCCGGAUUUGGUGUCUUACAAUAUUUUGAUCAAGGCGUUUUGUAAGAUGGGUUCAUUUGAUUCCGCGGUUUUGGUGCUUGAAAAGAUGGAGAAGAAGGGUAUGAAGCCGGAUGUGAUCACGUUUAACACGAUUUUGGAUUGCUUGUAUGGGAAUCAGCGGUUUUCAGAUGCUAAGAAGAUAUGGGGUGUAAUGGUGGAGAAGAAUGUUGUUCCGGAUAUUAGGAGCUAUAAUGCCAAGUUGAUGGGAUUGGCUUUGGAGAAGAGGAGUAAAGAAGGGGCUGAAUUGGUUAAGGAGUUGAGGAGUAGUGGAGUGGAACCUGAUGUGUUUAGCUUCAAUGCCUUGAUUAAGGGAUUUGUGGGUGAGGGGAACUUGGAGGAAGCUAAGCGGUGGUAUGGUGAACUAGUGAAGAGUGGUUGUGCUCCGGAUAAAUGGACUUUCGAGAUGCUUGUUCCCUUUUCUUGUGAGAAGGGGGAUGUGGAGUAUGGUUUUGAGCUCUGCAAGGAUAUUUUCCAAAGGCGCCGUCUUGCUAGUGCGGCAAUGUUGCAGCCUGUGGUGGAUGGUCUGGUUAAGGCCUCUAUGAUUGAGCAGGCAAAGGAACUUGUCAAACUUGGGAACACUAAUUCCUACAAACGUUUUAACUUGAAGUUGCCUUCAGACGAGUAGGGCCUUUCUUUUCUUUUUGCUGCUCUCUUUUGUAUGUUGAAUUCUAAUUUGGUUUUGAAGCACAAACAUGUAGGGUAAGCG